Molecule: messenger RNA, 1339 nt
Organism: Papaver somniferum (opium poppy)
Lineage: Eukaryota; Viridiplantae; Streptophyta; Magnoliopsida; Ranunculales; Papaveraceae
Product: (S)-coclaurine N-methyltransferase-like
Exons: 7
Coding region: 152-1219 (355 amino acids)
Biological process (GO): lipid biosynthetic process
Source: RefSeq, a predicted model, not a curated record
AGAAAAAAAGUAACCCAAGGACGACUAUGAUUACAAUUACAUGUGUCCAAGAUAGAUAUUAUCAGAGACCGAAACUUCUCCAAUUUCUAUCAUUUCAUUGUAUUUGAUUAUCUUCUUCUUCUUGUUGACGUGAUAGUAAUUAAGAGAAGAAAUGGAGACAUUAACUCUGGUAGCAUACAGUGCAACAGUACGCAUGAUGUUAAGUUCACUGGAAAAAAAUCUACUACCGGAUGUUGUCAUAAGGAAACUCACUAGAUUGAUGUUAGCUAAUAGACUUCGCUUGGGUUAUAAAGCUUCUUCUCAUAUUCAGCAGUCUGAUCUUAUCAAAUUUGCACAAUCUCUUGAAGAAAUGCCAAUUGCAAUCAAGACGGACUUAGCAAAAGAACAACAUUAUGAGCUGCCCACAUCUUUUUUCAAAUUAGUCCUCGGGAAAUAUAUGAAAUACAGCUGUUGUUACUUUUAUGAUAAGACUACAACGUUGGAGGACGCGGAACAAGCAUCUCUCGAGCUAUACUGCGAGAGAGGAAAGAUAAGAGAUGGUCAUACCAUUCUUGAUGUGGGGUGUGGAUGGGGCUCAUUUUCAUUGUACAUUGCGCAGAAGUACAAGAAUUGCAACAUUACAGGAAUUUGCAAUUCAAAGACUCAAAAAGAACAUAUAGAAGAGCAAUGCAGAGAGCUGCAAUUGCAGAACGUAGAGAUCAUUGUAGCUGAUAUUAGCACAUUUGAAAUGGAGGGUUCUUACGAUCGAAUUGUAUCAAUAGGGAUGUUCGAGCAUAUGAAGAAUUAUAAAGAGAUUCUUAAGAAGAUAUCCAGAUGGAUGAAAGAAGACAGUUUCCUUUUCGUGCACUACUUCUGCCAUAAAGUUUUGGCUUACCACUUUGAGGACACAAGUGAAGAUGACUGGAUCACUAGGUACUUUUUCACUGGAGGGACAAUGCCUUCUGCUAACCUACUUCUCUACUUUCAGGAUGAUGUUUCUAUCGUUAACCAUUGGCUUGUAAACGGGAAGCAUUAUGCACAAACGAGCAAGGAGUGGCUAACAAGAAUGGACAAAAACAUAAGCACUAUAAAGCCAAUUAUGGAGUCAACUUACGGGAAGGAUUCGGCUGUUAAAUGGACCGUGUAUUGGCGGAUGUUUUUCAUCUCAGUUGCUGAACUCUUCGGGUAUAAUAACGGAGAAGAGUGGAUGGUUGCACAUUUUCUGUUCAAGAAGAAAUAGAUUGAGAGAUGUGGAUGCUCUUAUUUUCAAAUGUUGUUUAUUUCAUCUUUUUCAGACAUUUCCCAAAGUUAUUUUCUUUGGUUUUGACUAAAUAAAACUGCAUUCUACCGUUCUCACUCA